UUCACCAAACUGUUUGCUCACCAGCCUCCCCCACUUCAAACACUGCAGGCUCGUCUGAACCGGGACCGCAGAGCCCGGAGCGGUGGAUGGAUUUGAUUCAGUCCGGUGAACAUCCCAGCUAAGCGCUUUAUUUUACCUGAACCUGAACGCACCAGGCUCCGGCAAAAAUCUGCUUUAGAGACAUUUUUCCUCAGAGGAAAACGAGAGGAGCUGAUCACAGACAGACAAGAGGUUUCGGGUGGUGAGCCCAUGAAAACAGGAGAGGAGAGAAGAAAAAAAACCCCGAGGAGAGUCAACACUUCACCUGAGCGAAGACGAGCAACAAAGAGAUACGAAUGGGGCAGGGAGAGGCUUCAGCUCGAGGGACAACCAUGGAGGGGGACUGCCUCAGCUGCAUCAAGUACCUCAUGUUUGUCUUCAAUUUUCUUAUCUUCCUGGGGGGCUCCUUCCUCCUGGGAGUUGGGGUAUGGGUGCUGGUGGACCCCACAGGGUUCAGGGAAAUCGUAGCAGCCAACCCUUUACUUUUCACCGGUGUCUACAUCAUCCUGGGAAUGGGAGGGAUGCUCUUCCUUCUGGGUUUCCUGGGCUGCUGUGGAGCCAUUCGUGAAAACAAGUGUCUGCUCCUCUUUUUCUUCAUGCUCAUCCUCCUCAUCUUCUUAGCAGAGCUGGCUGCUGCCAUCCUGGCCUUCAUAUUCCGGGAGCAUCUGACCAGAGAGUAUUUCACCAAAGAGCUGAAGAGGCGCUACCAGGGCUACAACAACAGUGACGCCUUCACCACCACUUGGAACGCCAUCAUGACUACAUUUGACUGCUGUGGAGUGAACAGCCCAGAGGAUUUUAAGGACAGCCUGUUCAGGCUCAUCAACCAGAAUCAUGUGGUGCCAGAAGCCUGCUGCCAGCGUGCCAGUCAGAGCGCAGAGCUGGCGUACCCCAGCCAGGAGCAGUGCUUAUCAGGCAAUAUGAUGUUCCGAAAUAACAAGGGCUGUUACUCUGCGGUUGUCGACUACUUUGAGCUCUACAUCUACGUAGCUGGAGCCCUGGCUAUUGUGGUGCUAACAAUUGAGCUUUUUGCUAUGGUCUUUGCCAUGUGUCUCUUCAGGGGAAUCCAGUAGAAGUGCUCCAUUUGUGACCUUCUUUUUUCCUUAAAAAAAGGGAAUUCAAGAGAAAAAAAUGGACAUUUGUAAAUUUGUGGAUCUCGUUUUUUUAUUGUGUAAUUGGUUUAAAAAAAAGCUAACUUUUGUACAUCACAGCUGGACUUUUGAGGUACAAAGUGGCAAAAAAAUAAAUAAAUAAAUAAAAACAGAAAAUGCGUACAAAGCAUUGAGAUCUGAGACACGCCUGAUGUAAAAUGCAAAAAAAAAAAAAAAAAUCUGAUAAAAGAAAAAGAAAAAAAAGAUUUGUGUGCAAAAAGUGGAGAUAGCAAUUUAGUGGACCAGGUCUUACACAGACUGGGGGUAAUGUGCGCCACUGAGCAGAAGACACUGCACUGACCUUUGGAUGAAGAAUAUUUAUAUAUUGUUGGCUUAACUGUAAAAAAAACCUCUGUGUUUUAUGUAAACUCUGGCUGGUAACCUGUUCUCUUACUGUAUUCUGGAAGUAACUCCCUCCACAAGCUGAUUUUUUACUGACACACCUCUUGAAUGCUGUAUAAUGUAAGCUCUUUCUCUCUCUCUCUCUAUGUGCGUGCGUGCGUGCGUGCGUGCGUGUGUGUGUGUGUGUUUACACUCUUUAUAGAUGUGUGAUUUGAGAGCAUGUGAGCAAUCCCCGACCCCCAAGCAGCAAAAGUUCCUUUUCUCUUUGUAUGGUGGCUCUUUAAUGCAUCUGUGGUUAAAAAAAAUGUGGUUUUACGUGGUGACAUGUAAGCAUUUGUAUUAGAUUUUUUGAAAAAAAUUGUGACAUAAAUGACAUUUUAAAUGAC
Molecule: messenger RNA, 1918 nt
Organism: Austrofundulus limnaeus
Lineage: Eukaryota; Metazoa; Chordata; Actinopteri; Cyprinodontiformes; Rivulidae
Gene: tspan18b
Product: tetraspanin 18b
Exons: 9
Coding region: 336-1112 (258 amino acids)
Cellular component (GO): plasma membrane
Source: RefSeq, a predicted model, not a curated record